This is a messenger RNA of Penicillium chermesinum, 486 nucleotides long. RefSeq lists its product as uncharacterized. The record is from RefSeq and is a predicted model, not a curated record. Bases 1 to 486 code for a protein of 161 amino acids. Gene Ontology annotation, biological process: regulation of transcription by RNA polymerase II. NCBI's taxonomy places the organism in Eukaryota, Fungi, Ascomycota, Eurotiomycetes, Eurotiales, Aspergillaceae. Gene Ontology annotation, cellular component: nucleus. The transcript has a single exon. Gene Ontology annotation, molecular function: RNA polymerase II cis-regulatory region sequence-specific DNA binding; zinc ion binding; DNA-binding transcription activator activity, RNA polymerase II-specific.
AUGUCCGACUUUACCAGUCUAACUGGGAAGUUUCGUAUCCAGAAAGAAAAAUCAACCAAAGCCACUAAAACCACCAGACGGCAUCGAGAAGCAGUAGCUUGCAGUCGGUGUCGCGCAAAUAAGCUGCGUUGCGAUCGGCAGCACCCAUGCAGAUCUUGCGUUCAGAAAGAUGAAGCCCCUCUCUGUUCUUUCCAACGCGCUUUGCCGACGGCGAAAGACGCCGCGACUGCGAAAGAUCGUUUGGCUCAUUUGGAGUCACUCGUCAAGGAGCUGAUGCAGAGUGAGCCAAGCGAGGACUCAUCUCCGGGGAAUGAUGCGCUGGCAGAUCCUAGACUCCCAGAUCAGAACCCAAUUGGAACCUUAGGAAAAGCGGCCUAUGUUGGGUCGACGCACUGGUGUGCGAUUCUGGACGAUAUCCAUGAGCUGAAAGUGGCCCUGGGCCGCCACGAGGAACCACGCGAGACCCCAGACGGGCACAACGCCUAG